AACCGGAAGCUGUAUUCCGUUGUUUACAUCCUUCGAGGUCCAGCUAGCGAAACUGGAGAACUACAAUUCUUUUCUUUUUUUUUUCUUCAAAAUGCCGGGUACGAUGUUUGUGUAUUUAUAACCGUUUUUUCUAUCUCCUCUCUGUCGGUGCACCGGGCCGCCAUGGCGUUAGCCCGCUGCUGGUGCCGUCUCUGGGCGACGUUACCGCUGGUCCUGCUGCGGUGGCCCGGGCUGCUGGUCGCGGCGGAGCAGGUCGCUCUGGUGGAGGUUUUCCUGGAGCAGCGGCCCGUCGUCAGCGCUCUGCUGCAGGGGGAGGUGGUGGAGUCCGGCGGGGGCUCCGAGGACCGGGAGGAGCUGCAGGGAGAGCUGGUCCUGGUGGCCGAGGAGACGCAGGUGAGCGGAGGAGGAACGGGAGAGGACGACCCCAAGGAGCAGGAGCUGUGGAUCGGGGUGGUGCCGCUGGAGGUGGACGAAAACAAAGCCUCCACUGGAAACCAGGAGUCCUUCACUGAUGCUAUGGUCAAUAAAAUGAAGCGAGCGCUGGUCCUCGGAGCGUCUGCGCUGAUCAUUCUGGCCCUCAACCAAAAGACCGUCAGCGAGAUGGAUCUGUCUCAGGUGCUGUCCAAGCCCAUCAUUGUGAUCCAGACGUCUGAGAACGUCACCAAGCUGAUCGGAGCUCUGCUCAGGGGUCUGCAAGCCACAGCGAAAGUCACAUACAAGACGAUCCUGCAGGACAACCUGGGAGCCACGCUCACGCUGUGGUCCAGCUGCGGCCGCUCGAGAGGAGGUCCCUACGGAGAGUGGCAGGGGGUCAUCUGCACGGGAGAGACCAACUCUCAGGUCCAGAAGUACCUGCAGCAGCUGUGGGACACGGUCCUCCUGGUGGCUCUGGUCCUCAGCACGGGGGUCAUCGUUCAGGCCCGCUGGCAGAACCAGGACCGUCAGCGGAACGAGGACUUGGAGCUCUUCCCCAAACAGGACGUCCUGAAGCGAAUGUCGUCCCUGAAGACCAAAACGUACCUGCAGCCCAAACCGUGGUGCGACCCGUCGCAGCCGGCGGAGACGGACACCUGCGCGGUCUGUCUGGAGCCGUUCAACAACAACCAGUGUCUACGGGUGCUGCCGUGUCUCCACGAGUACCACAGAGACUGUGUGGACCCCUGGCUGCUGCUGCAGCACACCUGUCCUCUGUGCAAACGCAGCAUCCUCGGUGUUCGCAGAGACACUUAACGGCCGCCUCGCCUCCGAACCUUUUCCUGACCUCGCCGCUUCCUGCUCGCCGCAAACGGGACCCCCCCCCCCCCCCCGAAAGCGACCACGAGCUCCUCGCGGCGGCCGGUCGGCCACGUGAACGGGGUCAGACUCUGACCUCUGACCUCCUGCCCGGGUGCAGCAAAUCUCAGACAGUACUGUUGCACGUAAACGGUACUUCCUCCUGUGAUCACGUGACCGCACACUUUAUUUAAACAUUUAGUUUUAAUGCGUGAGGAUGCUUCACGGUAACGGCGUCAGUGUUUCAACUGAGCGGACGUUCAAAGCUUUAUGGUUCUAGGAGUGUAAAUGUCACUUUUUGGUCCAAAUGAUGUCAAUAACCAACUUAUUAACAGAGUUAAAAAACAUGACCAAACUCAUAGUUUGCUAUUAAAUGCUAGUUGUUGAGGUUUAGUCCAGAAGUAAGUGAGCUACAGGUGGAAAGAGUGUUUGCACUUGUCCUUAACAUGCCUUUUUAUUAUUAUUAUUAGAAUAAAAUAUAUAUUUAUUCAUUCACUGCAGUGAAAACCACAAACACAGCAUUUACACUUUUAGUUGUGUAUGUUUCAGUAACUAAAUUCAUUAGUUUAUAAACCGCUCGUGAUAGAAGUUAAACAGUUUACAGAGUUUGUCCAGAGUUGGACGUUAGACCCUCAUUUUGAUUAUAUUGAUCUUUAUCUCCUUUUGAUUAUAUUUAUCUCAUUUUGAUUAUAUUUAUCUCCUUUUGAUUAUAUUUAUCAUUUCCUUCUAGAAGGUCAUCUCACCGACUGAUGUACGUGCAGCCGAACUCUUGCGAAGUCUCAAAACUAAAUUAUAAUGUGAAACAAAAACAGCAUUUUUGUUUCGUUAUUGUAUUUAUUUUGCAACGUCAACUCGAAAAAAAGCAAUUACAUGUGCUUUUUUGUGUGUGUGUGUGUGUGUGGGGCGGGGGGGCUUUUUGUUACAAAAUGCUCCGAUAGAUAGAUCUGUUCAUCUCUUCAUAGAAAAUAGUCUGUGCAUGGCAACAUGGAGAUGGGGGGGGGGUCUCUAAAAGGCCACGAGGGCGCCCCCUGUAGGGCACGUGCUUCCAAACACGACGGCGGCAGCGUUUGAUUUAUUUAAAAAAAAAAAUAAAAAAUAAUUUAAACAAAAAGGCUGGACACCAGCGGUGUGAGCCGGGCGGGCGACAUUUGCGAUGCACUUGAACGUUACGCGCAGGCGUCUUUUUUAAAUUUUUUUUUUACAGGAGUUACUCGCAAGAGCAACGCAGGCGGCCGCUGACGUCCGGACUCCAUCACCGGGUCGUUCUUCCAGCUACAGAAGGAACCACAGGAUGUUGCUUCCUUUUAUUCCUAUGUUGUCUAUUUGAUGAUGAUGAUGAUGACAAAGAAACAUCUUAAUAAUAAACUGAUUUGUUACUUGGCAAAAAAAAAAAAGGUCUUUGUCCUCGAAGACUCACGACUUUUAAAAAAAAAUUUUUUUUUUUAAACUAGCUAUAAAAAGAAAAUAACUUCCUCCAGAGAGGUGGACGUCCUUCGGGGGGCCCGAUCCCUAAAAGCAGAUGUUCAGAGUCCGAUCUCAAAAAAAAAACAGUCCGUAAACUAAACGCAACCGUUCAUCGACGACUCAAAACCUUCGUUGGCUUCUUUUCUCCUUUAAAAAAAAA
Messenger RNA from Cyclopterus lumpus (lumpfish), 2896 nucleotides. RefSeq names its product ring finger protein 215 (gene rnf215). The coding region runs from base 163 to 1230 and encodes 355 amino acids. Gene Ontology annotation, molecular function: ubiquitin protein ligase activity. The record is from RefSeq and is a predicted model, not a curated record. NCBI's taxonomy places the organism in Eukaryota, Metazoa, Chordata, Actinopteri, Perciformes, Cyclopteridae. Gene Ontology annotation, biological process: ubiquitin-dependent protein catabolic process. The transcript has 10 exons.